Molecule: messenger RNA, 6670 nt
Organism: Macaca mulatta (Rhesus monkey)
Lineage: Eukaryota; Metazoa; Chordata; Mammalia; Primates; Cercopithecidae
Source: RefSeq, a predicted model, not a curated record
AGUCAACAGCGCGGGCGGCCGCGGGAGGCGGCGGCGCAGCGGCUCGGAGGCGCCGGGCCCUCUCGGGGCCGCGCGGGGCCCGGGCAGCGGAGGCGGCGGCGGUGACGCCGCGAGGAGGCGGAGGAGGAGGAGAAGGAGGAGGAGGCGGGGGUCCAGGAGGCCGGCCCGCGCAUGGAGGAGGAGACCAUGAACGGCGACCGGACCGAGAGCGACUGGCAGGGGCUGGUGAGCGAGUACCUGGUGUGUAAGAGGAAGCUGGAGAGCAAGAAGGAAGCCCUGCUGAUCCUCUCCAAGGAGCUGGACACCUGUCAACAGGAAAGAGACCAGUACAAACUCAUGGCCAAUCAGCUCCGGGAGCGCCACCAGUCACUGAAGAAGAAGUACCGAGAGAUGAUCGAUGGAGAUCCAUCACUUCCUCCUGAAAAAAGGAAACAGGCGAAUCUUGCACAACUAUUGAGAGAUUCUCAGGACCGAAAUAAACAUCUCGGAGAAGAAAUUAAAGAACUUCAGCAAAGGCUUGGAGAAGUCCAGGGUGACAACAAGCUGUUGAGGAUGACAAUUGCCAAACAACGGCUCGGAGACGAAGAAAUCGGCGUGCGACACUUUGCAGCCCAUGAACGUGAAGACUUGGUGCAGCAGCUGGAGAGAGCGAAGGAACAGAUUGAGUCUCUGGAGCAUGACCUGCAGGCUUCUGUGGACGAGCUUCAGGACGUUAAAGAAGAACGGUCUUCCUACCAGGACAAAGUGGAGAGGCUCAACCAGGAGCUGAACCAUAUCCUGAGCGGGCAUGAGAACCGCAUCAUUGACGUGGACGCCCUGUGUAUGGAGAACAGGUACCUUCAAGAGAGAUUAAAGCAACUCCAUGAAGAGGUCAACCUCUUGAAAUCAAACAUUGCCAAAUACAAGAAUGCUCUGGAGAGACGGAAAAACUCGAAGGGCCAGGGUAAAUCCAGCAGCAGUGCUCUGACAGGAGUCCUGUCUGCAAAGCAAGUUCAGGAUCUGCUAUCUGAGGAUCAUGGAUGCAGCCUCCCAGCUACUCCGCAGUCCAUUUCUGACCUGAAAUCUCUGGCAACAGCCCUGUUGGAAACAAUCCACGAGAAAAACAUGGUCAUUCAGCACCAGAGGCAAACCAACAAAAUCCUAGGGAAUCGGGUGGCUGAGCUGGAAAAAAAGUUAAGAACUCUGGAAGUUUCUGGUUUGUGGAGUCUUCCAGGCCUGAGCUACAAUGUUUCAGUAGGAUUUGGGAGGGGAAAGGACACCAUACUGUUCAGCGACCCCACUCUUCCUAGUGGACAGAGGUCGAGAUCCCCACUGCUGAAGUUUGUCGAGCAGCCCACUGAGAACAAAGCAGAUCCCAAGGAUGGGGAGGCUCAGAAGCAAGAAGGAGAUGAAAGUUGUGCCGCUGCUGAGGCGUUGACAGCGCCUGAGGAUGCUGGGAGGCCCGCUGUCAACUCCCCAGCAAAUCAGAGCCACGGGAACCAAUGCAAGCUCUUUCAUCCUUCAUUACCCCAGUUACCUUCUGAGGAAGAAGUAAACAGCCUUGGAAGGGAAAUAAUUAAACUGACAAAGGAACAGGCAGCUGCAGAACUGGAAGAGGUCAGAAGAGAGAGUCCCAUGGAGGGUCAGAGGAGUGAGACGGGGCCAGCCCCACCGGACCUGGCCAUCCAGGGGGAGCUCCCCAGAUCUCACCUGGACUCCAUCGAGGCCAGCCAGCCAGCAGCCGAAGCUUCCACACCGGAAGACGGCAAAGGGAUCCCAGAGGGCAGAGGCACGAGGAGCACCGUGAAAACCUGAAGGGGAGAGGGAUCUGACACAAUGACACAUUGAAAGCCCAGAGAGGGUCAAGAAUGAAGCAUCAGAACGGCGCGCCCACGUCGCCUUCUCCUGAAACACCUCCGAGUCUGCAAGUGAGAAAAUGCUCUGAUCCUGUUGCAAACUGUGAAUAUUCUGAUGAUGCCAGUUCAGUUUGAUUUAUUAAACGUAGGUCCUCAAGCUUCUCAGUGUCAUCUCUUUCUGCCAGAGAGUGCUACUGUGAACAGGGCCAGGCCCAGGAAUUGUGUCCACCAUAUGGCUGGUUGUCAGCAUCCGUCUUUCUGUCAGCUUUUGUUUUAUCAGAGAUAAGAUGUUUUCGUAUUGGCAUUUAAUGUUGUCAAUCAAAAUUACGGGAAGAGCUAGAAACUGAUGGGGUUUUUAAUCAGGCCCCCAUCUUGGUCAAGGUUAGGCAGCUGGAGAGGAAGGUGUAAUUGAGCAGAACAUGUCCAGAGGGCCCAUGGCUGCACCCCAUCAAGUCAGGACCCGCCCGGUAGGACUGCCUGGCAUAGGUGUGCUUGGCAUGGAGCCCACAGCACUGCUGUUGUGCAGACUGGCAGGUGGAAGGGGCCUUCAGCAGGCUGAGAAGCUUGGGCUUCUGGGUUGAAAUCCACAGCCCCUGUUGAGGCCUGUGUGCUGAGUGCCAGAGCUGAGUUUUCUGGCUCGUAAAUCUGAAGAAUUAACUGAUCUGAAGUGACUGGGAGGGUGAGCUUUUGUAAAAGCCGGGGAACAGGACUCCCAGUGGUGGUCUGGUUUUUUGUGAGAUGAGAUGAGAGCUACAGCCUGGAAAUGCUCCUUCUCUGCAUUCAACCUGUCUCACAUACAGGAUCAUAUGGCCAUUUCAGGUUUGGGAAAGAUCUACCUGCUGGGAGCCAGUCUAGUUCCCCGUACCACCUGGAACUUCCAAACCCUUCACUCCUUCAACAGAAUGUGGAGGCUGCCUCAUUUGUGCCAUCAAGUAUUAGAAUUUCAAAGACCAGACACAGAGCUCAUAACCUUAUAUGGGAAAGAGAGAGGAAAACAAAAAGGCUUCACCACAGCAUGGCAAGGGGGGAUGUGGAACCAAGAACAUGAUCCAGGGGUGGGAAAGGGGGGCGUGCUCAAUCCCAGCUGGUGCUUUCCUUGCAGAUAAAGAUUAGCUUUUCUAGGUGGCAUCCGGCACCGCAGAAAAUUAAAAGGUCAUCCAGCCAUAGCUUUUUCCUUCCCUGGAAAGCCUGAGACUAGAUCCCAAAGCUCAGAAUGCCUCUGAGAACCAGAGUCACUCCUUUGAGAGGCGCUCCUUGCAGGAAAAAGAGGCUCCCAGAGUGGUAGGCUCUCUUAGUGAAAAUGCAUCCUAAAAAUUCAAUGUGUGUCCCAGGCUCAUGACACUAAGAUGUGACAUCUGGACACGAGGGGCCAGCCACACAGAUACAUCCCUCCCAGAUUGCAUCUCCAGGAAUCAGUCUGCUAGCAGAAUGGGCUCCCCAUCCCUUCCUGUGCUGCUCCUCUGAAGUAGGCCAACGUGCAGCCCAGAAGCACCCAUUCCUUUUUGUCUGAUGCACACUGGGUGGGCCUCCUGUUACUGGAGUUGAAAUGGGAGCAUGCUGGAGUCAGCGUUCUCUUGCUCCUGGUGAGAAGGACAUCCCAUUGACCCCUGGCCACUGGGUCCAAUGUUCCAUCCUUCCUUCUGUCCCAGCCUAUCCCUCUCCCCACCAGGCCCACCCCACAACCUCUCCUCAAGGGCGGUUGCUCCCACAGCUGGAGGGCUUGCACAGACCAGCAGUCAGUCACAGAAAUCAUUCUUCCUGCUGGACUGGGCCUUAACUGCCUGCAAAUGUCCAGCACUACUGCGUAGGAUGCCAGAGCCACCGAAGGAAAACACAGCCACGUUUAAUAUAAUAAUAAUAAAAGGAAAAAGCUCAGCCUGCAGAACUCUGGUUUUGACCCACCGUCGGCCAGAUGCACAUCUUCAGGGCCUGUUCAGCACCUUCGGAAAAGCAGGGCUCGUAAUAGACUCCAGCACAUUCCAUCAGAGUCAGGAAAACUGCGGUGAGUCCCAGAGAAUCUAGGGUGCAGGGCAGGGAGCAGGAGUCAUAGGGAGUGAUAACCUGAACUGUGUAUAGUCAGCUGGGAGGGUCUUAUGUUAUUAAGUGAAAUGAGAGCCAGUUAGUUGAUCUUGUCACAGAUGUAACCAUGAUAACACCCCAUAGAUAUGUGACACGUGUGUCCUGCCCCUGCUUUCCCCAUCCAACAUGGUUCUUCUGUUCCACAGGCAUUAAAGGGAGUUUCUGCAAUUACUUCCAGCUGUCUUUUGUCUUUUUUAGGAUCAUUGUUUAAGGGUGUGGCAUUCUCUCCCCUACUUCACUAGAUAACCCUGCAUCAGGCAUGGUCCUCUCAGCUUCAAGCCACACUUAACAGAAACUUAAACAGUAGGGAUGUGAAUUCUGUUCUAUAACAAGAACUUUGGAAGUAGGGCAUUCCAGGGCUAUACAUUCAAGAAAGUCAUCAAGGUGUUCUAGGUUUCCAUCUUCCUUCUCUUCCUGCUGUGUCAGCUGCUUCCUCAUAACAAGGUGACUGCAAUAGCUCCAGAUAACAUCUGUUCAAAGGCAGAAGGAAGUUUCUUUCUCCCCACAGACAUGUGUGUGUGUUUCAAGAGCGAGAAACCCAGUUCCUAUCACAUUGGUCAGAAUGAUCACCUGGGGCUUGUGGUCGCAUGCGACGUUGUCACAUAAUGAUGUCACAUGACAAUGUCUUAACCAUUCCUUAGCAAGGGAGAUGGUAUUACCAUGAUCCGUUUAGGUUCACCAAGAUUCACCCUUAAGAACUGAAGAAGGGCCCUGUCCCUAGACGUUCAGACUCUAAAACACCAAAACAGGAUCAUAUCUUGGGAUGUGUAAGAGAGUUGGGAAUAGACAACCAAUAGUGUUGUCUCUGAACACCAUGUCUUUUUGUUGCUGCAUAAAAAGCCAGAAAAUCAUGUUUCUGAUGACUUUGGAGUUAGGGGGAGGGGCUAUGGUUGUUUGCUCAGAAAAAUGCCAUCUCAUCCCCCUUCCCUGGCAUCUUUCUGAUCUGUCCUGUUUUGUAGGUGGAAUGUUCCCACCUUCGUUUGCCUGUUCAGACGUGUUUGUCCUUCCAUUAUUUUUCCAGCUGGGUUGCCAGCAGAAUGCAGAGCAGUCUAGAGAAAUGAAACAGAGCUGACAGGUCUCUUAAUGAAAGCUUGUUUGCACACCUUGCCUUUCCUGUGAUCGCUCUGUGCCUGAGAGCCUCUGGGUGUGGAUUUUUACAUGAGCGUUUGUCUUUCUUUUAAUUAAGGCCUGUAGAAAUGGAUUGGUUUUUAUAAACCAGGCAUUUCUCAUCCCCUCACUCUUGCUCUUCCUCUUUCCACACCUUCUCUGCCCAUCUUCCUCUCCCCUCCCCCUUCCUUCUCUUGCUCCCACAGCUAUUCCCAAAGCCUCUCUAGCUGGGAGGCUCCUGAUGGCCUCAGCUCAAUGCCAGUUGGACCCUCCCCGUUUUUGGCAAUCUUAAGCAAGCUAAAUUAGUUUGCCCAUUGUUGCCCUCUUCUGUGACCUCCCUCCCAAACAUGCACCACCAUCACGACGCAAAGUUCUAGAAAAGGGCUCUGCUAUCAGUUAUUCACAUGUUGGAGUAAAUAUUUUGGUGUAUUAUUCCUACUGGGAGCCUUUGCAUCCCAGUUCACCACAUGACAUGAAAAGUUCUGUCUCUUCUUUAAGAAAUGGCAAAGACCAGCUACUUACUUACAGAAGUGAUCUUCCCUGUCUCUUUAAAAUUACAACAUGCCUUUGCCCCUAUUGGUCUUCACUCCAAAAAAAUGGGGUGGCCUCCUGGCUUUGUUGGUUUCCCACAGCCCUAUGGAUGACUUGGUACCCUACUUUUUUUUUUUUUUUUUUGAGAGUCCCACUCUGUCAGCCAGGCUGGAGUACAGUGGCAUGAUCUCGGCUCACUGCAACCUCUACUUCCCGAGUUCAAGUGAUUCUCUUCCCUCAGCCUCCCGAGUAACUGGGACUAUAGGCAUGCACCACCAUGCCUGGCUAAUUUUUGUAUUUUUAGUAGAGACGGGGUUUCAGUAUGUUGGCCAGGCUGGUCUCAAACUCCCGACCUCAUGAUAUGCCUUCUUUGGCCUCCCAAAGUGCUAGGAUUACAGGCGUGAGCCACUGCCCCGGCCUGUACCCUACUUCUUUUUGAAAAAGCACCUUCUUCCUCUACUUUCGUUCUGAAACCUCCAUUUAAAACACUUCGCCUCCUUAGCAAUAGUGAGAAUCCCUUCAGACUAGAUAGGGUGUCAAAAGGCCAAAGCAUUGCCCCCAACACAGUCCUUUAAUGUAUUCCCUUCUUUCCAGGUGUCUUCCUGAACAGAGAAAAAUGUAUAGAUCAGAGAGAUGCAAUUGGGAGCUCCGUAGUGAAUCUAAUUAGAAAUGAGAAGCAGAAAAAAUAGGAAAGACCCGUCUCUCAAUAUUAUGGUUGCUUCCCAAAACAAAACAAAACAAGUUGAUACGGCAUGAAGGCAAUUUAAAAUGAUAGAUACGGACAUGCUGCCUUACAUUUCAUAUCACCUCUUUUCUAAAUUGAGAGUUUUUUUUGGAUGCAGAGAGAAAGUUUGCAUACUAUUGAAAAGUUUGACUUUCUGGAAUCUAUGUGAGCUCAGGAAUAGAUUUGGGGAUCUUAGCAGAGGCCGGUGGUAGCCUAUUAAAUGUAAAACAAUUGGCUUUGUUUUUAAAACCAGCUGCCAUUUUGUAGUUUCAUUUAAAGAAAAAGUACCUUCUAUUCAUUUGCAGAACUUGCUUUAUUGGAUUCUAUGGUCACUGUGUAUCAUAACUCUUAUCUUUUUUUGUUACCUGAAAUAAAAAUGUGGCAAUUUUCCUGA